This is a messenger RNA of Paramuricea clavata, 3387 nucleotides long. The record is from the annotation of a GenBank genome assembly. NCBI's taxonomy places the organism in Eukaryota, Metazoa, Cnidaria, Anthozoa, Malacalcyonacea, Plexauridae.
CACUCUUCUCGACCAAUCAGAAUUCAGUAAUUUUGUAAUGUGGGUACUAAACAAUAAUUUUGCAUUACAAGUUCAAUUUAGUAUGUGGUAUUCGUUGAGCGAAGAAGCAGGUCCUUCUUAUUCUGUGGCAAGUCAAAUGUUUAAAGGUAAGAGAAAAAUUUUAUAUAUAGGAAGGGCAGUAUACAGGAAGGUUAAACUGAACUCUGUCUGCAGAGUUUGGCACAAAUCUGUAAAAUGAAAUCAUGUUGUUUGGGCAGUAUAAGGCCCGGUUUAGACGGCAAAAUUUUCAUGCGCCGAACCUAAUCAAAUUAAAUACGGCACAAGUUAAUUGGCAGCUCAUUCGGACGUCGGACUUAGUUGUACUCUGCCAAAAUACAAGUACACUAUAUCGGAAAUGCCAGUACUUAAUUGCUGAUAUAUCAUACGGUAAUGUGCGUUAAACUAAAAUUAUGCAAUACUCAAUAGGUUCGGCGCAUGAAAAGCACGGCGUCUAAAAAAAGUAAAGGCCGAUUGGCACUACACAACUGUUGCCUAAAAAUAUCGCAUGUUUUAUAUUUGUUAAGUAGACCUAUAUCUCAUCCUGAACAUUGGUUGUAUAUAUUCUUAGUACAUAUACAGUUAUACUGAGUGUAACAUGUUUGUGUUCGCUUCGUUCAAAUGUAUAUGUAAAUGAUGCAAAUCUUUCUGAAUCAAAAAUCAUGACGUGUCGUUCUAAUUCAGAUUUUUGAAGGACAUGCAGACGUGGCCAUUGUAAUUGCGCUAUAAAAGAUUUCUCGUCAUUGAAACCAAGAAUCAAGUUUUAAAAGAGUAAGUCACGAUCUCAAAGAAUCAGAAAUAAGAUAAAGUCAGUAUUUUACAAUAUUUCAUCAUAGAUUUUCAAUUUUUACAUCAAACAAUAGCAGAAGGCACCUGCUGUUGAACCACGGUUAAUAGACGUCUAUUAACCCACAGAUUAACCGUAGUUGAACAGACGCGCAUGUUCUUUUAACUGUGGCGAAGUUUAAAACGACAGAAAUAGCGAAACAGACGGUCGAACUCGCUAAACGAUAACGAAAUUUAGUCAGGUUAAUAAACUAAGGUGAAAAACUAGGAAAAACUAUCAUAUUGUGAAUAUAUCGAAAUAUUCUCAUUAAAUAUUCUGCACACAAUUGCAAGAAUGGCCAAAUAUGCUUCCCGCUGUUUCGAAAAAGCGAAAAGCAAAUUAUAUAAAACAAAUAUACGUUGAAAUAAUUGCCCACCAACCGGGCUGAAAUUUCAGUCCAAAAAUGCAUAAUGUCGGCAAGCCAAGCUACCGCGAAGAUGAUAUUAUUGGGUUUUUCGUAAUUCCUUGAUGACAUUAAUUUCUUUUUGACAUUUUGCUCCCUAAACCUAGAAUGGGCAACAAUUCUGCCAAGUUUAGAUGGAAAAAUCCAGAGAGCCCUAUUAAAAGGUCGCGGGAUGUUGUGAAGAAAGUAUUUCAAGUGGUGGGAUUGAAGACAGUACAUCAAGAUUUAUCAUCACCGAUCCAAGAAAGCGAUACGAAUGGAAGAGAGUGCAUAUCGCUGAGAGAUAUACCAGGUGACUACAGUUUACUCAAUUACUCAUCAAUUACACCCACUACAAUGACUGAUAUUGUUCAUAGCCCUGUUAAAAAGUAAGUGUUUUCAAUGCUUUUAAUUAAUGGAUGCACAUAUAAAUUUAGCAUAGACGUAUGUCUCGUUCUUUUCUUUUUUUGUUUGAUUGUGAUUUACAUCCCCUCUAUUACAUUAUACAAUUGAAUGUGCUAUUAUGGCCUACUGUUUACAAUAAUUUAUUUGCAUUGUUUGGAAAACAGUUGAGAGAAGAACAGCGGCAUCAGUGACAAGCACCGCAAGAAAUACAAGUUGUAGCAAUGGUUCAAAACUUUCCAACUUGCAGGAUCCAUCUGCAUGGCACAACGACGUUACAAACCCCAUGUCCCCCAGCGUUUUAUGGGAUCUUGGUCAAUGUCAAGGAAAUGAUGAUUAUUUAUGUGGUCAUUACAAACGACAACGCCACGUCAAAUGCGAAUGUCGCCACAACGAAAAGCCAUGCCAUCGUUGCCAUAACGACCAAAGCACGUGCGGCCGAAGGAAGCUUACGUCACGCGACACGAAGAUGGCGAAGUGCGUGUGCUGUGAUAAAGUGCAACAGGUAUCCAAAACUUUCUGCUGUAAAAGAAUAUUUUAGCCUAGGCGUCGUUUACUCCGUUCUUGUAGUUAUAAGUUCGUCACAAUGCCUUUAUAUCUUAUAUUUGAAAUGACUCAAUGAUUAGCAUGAGUGUGUGUAUAUGAGUGUAUAUAUUAUAGUAUCCGUAAAAUUCCUGCUUCAAUUUAGUUUGGUCAAUUUCGCUGCAAUUGUGGUGCAAAGUUUGCAGAAUAUUUUUGCAACUUGUGUGAACGCCUAACUGGCAAAGAUGAUCCUUAUCAUUGCGAAAAAUGUGGAAACUGCAGGUAUGAUGUGAUUAGCUUCCAGAACCUGGCCCUUGUCGUUGACCUACGCAGCCAUUCUCGUAUCCAGAGCCCUUCUUACGCGCGGCGGGCGGCUCAGGUAAAAUUUAAACCGGAUACUAUAAAAACAUGGUAUCCGGUUAAACACUGCGCAUGCUCAAUUACAAAUUGAGCAUUGGCAAGCAUGCAAAGACAUUUGCAACAGUUUGGAUUUUGCGAGAGCCGCCGCGCGUAAGAAGGGCUCUGGAUACAAGAAUGCUACGCAGCCCAUCAUUUAAUUGGAUAAGACUCGCUACCAAUCCGUUGACUCAUUCGGUAGAGUGACAAUCUACAAACCCAAAUUUAAUUAGGUGACACUAUAUGCCUUGUUGUAUUUUAGAGUACAUGGAGAUCGUUCAUUUCAUUGUGAUGUUUGCGGAGUUUGUGGUAAUCACAAAUGUCGCGAAGGCUCUGCACAUGAAUGCUGUAUUCAUUUGGAGGUAGCGUAUCAAUUUGAGAUUUUCAUCCUGCGUAUAUGUAUGUAAGUUACUAUGUUAGUAAGUUUAAUUGGCCGUUUUUAUACAUUACGCGUCUGGACGAACUUGGGCAAGCAUUUGUUGUUCGUCUGGUUAUGCGUCCUCAGUAUUAUGCGUCGAUUCUUCGUCUUAAGAAACGCACAACCGAUGAUAGUUCGUCUAUAGACGCAUAAUGCGUCUUGUGGCGGUCUUCAUACUAAGGACGCAUAACCAGACAAACAAUAAACACUGCUAGAUCGCCGGAUUAUUCGUCCCGCCUUUAUACUAGACGAACAAUACUGUAUCGAAGAUGGAUUAUGCGUCCAGACGCGUAUAAACAACUUUUACAUUAUUCCUUGCAGGAUGCAUUCACUGGAUGUCAAAUUGUCCCAUGUUCCCAUAGAGUGCACAAAGAUUGUGCAACCCAAAUAAUGCCCGGCGGAAUG